Rattus rattus (black rat) is the source of this 2280-nucleotide messenger RNA. RefSeq names its product RAB3D, member RAS oncogene family (gene Rab3d). Lineage: Eukaryota; Metazoa; Chordata; Mammalia; Rodentia; Muridae. The record is from RefSeq and is a predicted model, not a curated record. Gene Ontology annotation, molecular function: GTP binding; GTPase activity. Gene Ontology annotation, biological process: protein localization to plasma membrane; protein secretion; regulation of exocytosis. The transcript is spliced from 5 exons. The coding region runs from base 183 to 842 and encodes 219 amino acids. Gene Ontology annotation, cellular component: endosome; synaptic vesicle; plasma membrane.
GCCUCGCCCCCACCACCUGGGCGGAGCCGGCGCGGGAUCCGGGUGUCAGUGCUGGCAGCAGCGGCAGCUGUGGGGCGAGGGUCGCAGCCCUGUGCGGGCCAUAGCAACUUCGUGGGCGGAUCCUGGUGUGCGAGGCGGGACCCGAGGAUUUCUGGCCUCCCCUCCAAACAGAUCCCACCAAGAUGGCGUCCGCUAGUGAGCCCCCUGCCAGCCCACGGGACGCUGCCGACCAGAACUUUGACUACAUGUUCAAACUGCUCUUGAUCGGGAACAGCAGCGUAGGCAAGACCUCCUUCCUGUUCCGCUAUGCCGAUGACUCCUUCACCCCCGCCUUCGUGAGCACAGUGGGCAUUGACUUCAAGGUCAAGACAGUCUACAGACACGACAAGAGGAUCAAGCUGCAGAUCUGGGACACAGCAGGCCAGGAGCGCUACCGGACAAUCACCACGGCCUACUACCGCGGAGCCAUGGGCUUCCUGCUGAUGUAUGACAUCGCCAACCAGGAGUCCUUCACAGCCGUGCAGGACUGGGCUACGCAGAUUAAAACCUAUUCCUGGGACAACGCCCAGGUCAUCCUUGUGGGGAACAAGUGUGACCUGGAGGAUGAACGGGUCGUAUCUGCUGAGGAUGGCCAGAGGCUCGCUGAUGAUCUUGGUUUUGAGUUCUUCGAGGCCAGCGCCAAGGAGAAUAUCAACGUGAAGCAGGUGUUCGAGCGCCUGGUGGAUAUCAUCUGUGACAAGAUGAAUGAGUCCCUGGAACCCAGCUCCAGCCCAGGCAGCAAUGGGAAAGGCCCAGCCCUUGGGGAUACCCCACCCCCACAGCCUAGCAGCUGCGGCUGUUAGGUUCGGCCCUUGACCUCCCCACACCUGUCCUUCUUGCCUCUUCAUGGGCAGCAGCCAAGGUGUGAGCUAUGGGGACUGUCUCUCAGCUCAGGGCACCCCCUUGCCUCUGGUCCACGUCCCCCUCCUCUUGCACAAGUUCAGCUCCCUUUCUCUCCAUGUCAGAAUGCUCAGACAGUCCUGGUUAGAGCCCACGCCCCGGGCUCUGCUCAGCAUUGUCUGGGGUUGGCACACCCACACAGGCAUUCGAUGGAGGUAGCUGUAGGUGCCAUGGCCUUUCCUGAUGAUGGAAGAAUGUCCCAUGCCUUCCGCCUCAGAACCAUUUCCCAGGUGUGUGAUCUACUCCUCUGCUGUUGGCUGAAGAUGUCACCUGGUGUGGGACGCUGUCCAACUCAGUCCUGGUAGCCUCUCGAUCUCAGGUCCACCAGUUUGGCCUUGAAACCUGCCUGUGAACUGGCCACUGCCAAGGAUACAGGCAGGUCUGCCGUCUCCAUCUCUGCCUCUCUGGCAUCGGCCGGAAAGCCUGCUUUCCCGUUAUAGAGGGAUAGAGUCAGAGCCCCUGACACCCGGGACUCUCCAAAGUGCCUUCCAAGCUUCUCCUGAAUCCAUGCCACUCCCAGAAUUAAAUUUUGGAUUAUUCAGGGCCCUAUCACAUGGAGGCUGAGAAUUGCCCCACCCUUAACAGUACAGCUUUCUGUCAGUUUACCUCAGAGCCAGGGAACUGAGGCUGUCCACCCAGGUCCCCAUCUGUCCCGUGUUUUAAGCAAGAGCUUUACAAACCUUACAUCCUGUGUAGAAACGGAAGUGGAGAAAGCAACCCACAGAGGGCGUGCCCUUGCUAGUCAGUUUCUCAUGGCAGGAUUUGGGCUUCUCCACCCAAGGACUCAUGUAUAGACCCAGCGUUGGCAUCGUCACCAUCAGUUGGCCCAGGGACACUGGGGUUGUGGGGAAGGAUUGGGGAGACGGCAUCAGUGGGCAACCCAGUGUUUUUGUUUGUACAUCAUGGGAGCAACAGGCCCUCCUGUGAGUUAGGGAUGGGCUUCGGGUGUGGUUGAUGUCUCUACAAAGCUUGAGACUUAGCCCCUAGGAUACUCGACUCUCUCCAGCUAGGAAGUCUUUUGACUCACCGACCAAACUCCCCUAAACACCAUCUGACAUACAUGGUCCAGGUGACAGAUGGUCGCUCAGAGUCACAUACCCCUGAUUCUGUAUCAGUGUGUCCUCCUUCAGUCCCCAGAGCCAAAAUCAUUCUGCAGCCCUACUGAGCACAGCCUCUUCCUGGGGUGUGUACAACCUACGGUGCCUGCUUCAGGUCCAGAUGUGUUUCUAGGCCUGCCAGUGGCUGUCUUCGUACAAAGUGAGGGCGUCUGACUACUGGGAGGAAAGAGUCAAUUUUUUUUUAUGUUGCUUUAUCAUUAAAUAGUCAAAACAAUGAAAAUUA